This is a messenger RNA of Drosophila biarmipes, 1476 nucleotides long. RefSeq lists its product as uncharacterized. Lineage: Eukaryota; Metazoa; Arthropoda; Insecta; Diptera; Drosophilidae. The transcript is spliced from 4 exons. The coding region runs from base 115 to 1392 and encodes 425 amino acids. The record is from RefSeq and is a predicted model, not a curated record.
CGGAGAGUUCAGUAUUUGUUUGUCGUUAGAAAUCGUCGGACACAGCCGCAGUGUUUUCUCCGAGCGGGAAUUUAAAUUCAAUCUAGAAAUCCACAAAGUCGCAUCUGCACCAAAAUGUCGCCGAACAGCAACUCUGAGAAACCAGUCAAUCCCAACGAGCACCUGCACAUUCCAAAAUGGGUGAACGAGGACUAUUUCCUGCCGAUUCUCCAGAAGGAUGUGGAAGCCUUCGACAAGAUUGUGAACUUCACGCCCAUUGCGGCCACCGCACCAGGGGAGAACUAUACCUCCAUUAUGAUCCGGGUCAUUGUGGAUAUAUUGCUAAAGGAUGGCAGUGAGCAGAAAAUCUCUUAUAUUCUAAAAACCAUGUUGGAGGCGGACAGCGGAGCAGAUGUGAUCAAUGGCAUGGGUCUGUUCCCCAAGGAGAGGAAAAUGUACGAGGUGCACAUCCCGCAGUUCGUGAAGCUCUACAAGGAGGCGGGCCUGGAAAUUGAGUUGGCACCCAAGUGCCUUCACGUCGAGGCCACCGCGGAAUUGAUUACCCUGGUCUUCGAGGACCUGAGCCGGCAGCAUUUCAAAAAUUGCGAUCGUCUAAAGGGAUUUGACCUGCCGCACAUGCGCCAAGUGCUCCGGAAAUUGGCCGAGCUGCACGCCGCCUCUGUGGUGGCCAAAGAGUUAAAUGGACCCUAUGAUCCCCUGUUCUUCAUAUCCAUGUACAACGAGCAGAGUCGAGAUCUCUUUGAGGCUCUGGGAGAGAUGCGACAGGCAGCCUUCCUCAAGGCGAUGCGGCAGUGGGACCUCGAGGAUGUCGAAAAAUACAUUGCCCAAAUGUGGAGCCCCCUGGAAGUGUUCGAAGAAGCCAUGCAAAUCAACAAGGUCGAUGAGAACGAAUUUAAUGUGCUGAACCACGGCGACUGCUGGUCCAACAAUAUCAUGUUUAAUUACAAGGACAACGGUGAGAUCGACAGAACCAUUUUCGUGGACCUGCAGAUAGGCAAGUGGGGCAGUCCUGCCCAGGACCUCUGGUACCUGAUCACAACCUCUGCCUCGCUGGAUAUCAAGAUCAAGGAGUUCGAUCACUUUAUUCAGAUCUAUCACGAGCGUUUGUCGGAAUGCCUUAAACUCCUGAACUACUCCAAGCCGAUUCCCACUCUCAGGGAUCUGCACAUUAUGAUGCUGAAGUACGGAUUCUGGGGACCCCUGACGGCCAUGGGUGUGAUGGUGGCGACACUUUUUCCCACUGACAAGGACGCUAACAUGAAGAUGCUGAUGGCCCCAGGACCCGAGGCCGAUGCCAUGCGUUACAAGACCUUUAUCAAUCCCUACUAUGCCAAAGCCAUGAAGGUGCUUUUGCCGUUCUUCGAGAACAAGGGACUUUUGAAGUCGGCUUAGGUUUAAGUACACCAUUGUACAUGUUUUGUGAUAUCGUAUAUCAUAAGAGGCACCAAUAAAUAGCAAAUUUUAUUUAAUUUAAAA